AUGUGUGAUACCUCCAUAUCAAAUCAUGUGAUUGUUUGGCUUGAUGAGCACAUUGGUGUACCAGAUGCUGUACGUGAUAAUAUAGAUGUAAAAAAUUUAUUAAUAUGUUUGGAAAGGAAAAAAUUAUUGAUUUCUGAUAAAUAUCUUAAAACUGCAGCACGAACUAUAGAAUCUUGGAUGAAAACUUUACCAGCACCUGAUAUAAAUGAACUACAGGAAUUUAAUGAUUUAUUAAUUCGUGACUAUAAAAUAACGUUGGAAUGUUACAUAAAAGAAUUUGAAGAUAAUCAAGAUUUUUCAGAUACAGUAAUGUUAACUGAUUGUGGUAUUCAAAAAGUAAAACAAUUACAUGAUUGGAUUCCAGAACUAAAAUCAGAAAUGUUAAAAAUAAACCACACUCCAAAAGAAGCUCAAAAUCAAUCAGCACCAGCACCUAAUAUACAUGAUCUUUUACGUAGUGAUUGGUGUCAAUCUUAUACCGAAAAUUUGCUAUCUGAUUCCGAUAAUUUAUUUAUAAUUGAUACACCAGAUAUGUUCAAUAACAAAUAUAUUGUAUCCUUUUUUAGAAAAAAAGACAGAAAUGUUAUCGACUUUCUUGCAUACAUUCGCGAAAAUCAUGUUUGUGAUCAAACAAAAAAUAUUUCUUCGGCAUUUCCAAACAAUUCUCCUGAUCGUAUACCAACACAAGAUGCACAACAAGAUAUACAACUAUCGUCACAGAUAACAACAAAUCAAACAACGGCUGAUACUAUUUCAAACAAAAUGAAACAGUUAUUUAAAAAAAUUUUAUUAAUACCAUCAGUUAUACUAUCGUCAACAAAAUUGAAUAAAUCAUUAAAAGCAUAUAUGAUUGAAUUAAAGCCAGAUUGUUUGGCUAACAACGUAAAUUUUGUUGAAUCAUAUUUGAAGCUCUUACCAUCAAAAAGAAUUGAUGAAGUGGAAUUUGCAUUAAAAUUAACUUAUUUUGAUAUUAAUAAUAUUCAGUUAUAUUACGACACAUUAACAAAUGUUGAUACAAAAAAUAACACAAAUAUAACAAGUGUAGCAUUAACAUUGUUACAAAGUCCACCGUAUUCCACAUAUGUUUCAAACAUUGAUCCAAAUUUGGCAAAAAAUCCGAGUUCCAAAAAGUCAAGAACGACUGACAAGGAAAAAGAACCAGACAACAGUGAUGAAUUGCAUCAGCCAAAUUCACAACAACCACAAGAAGCUGAAAAUAUGAAAGUAGAACAUUUAACCAGAAAACGUCGCAUAAAAUUAACCUCAGUAGAGAAAGCCGCAAUCGAUCAAAAACAAUUAACACUCUCACGUUUGCCCUAA
Didymodactylos carnosus is the source of this 1320-nucleotide messenger RNA. The record is from the annotation of a GenBank genome assembly. NCBI's taxonomy places the organism in Eukaryota, Metazoa, Rotifera, Eurotatoria, Philodinida, Philodinidae.